AUGGUUGAAACUACUUCUGCACAAGCACCUCCGCAUCAUCCCAGCGAUGGGCAACCUCCCCAUUCACCUCCGGCCUCUCCCAACUGCGACCUGGCUCCAGACGACGAUGAAGAAAGCCCUACCGAUAUACCUAUUGAUUGGGAACCGCUGAAGUCUCAUCCAUACAUUGGUGACCUCUAUAAGGUUCCCAGUCAUCGACUGGUGCCUGCUGACGCGGUGGGACAAGUGUAUGUGCUGGUCGCUACUCUUAAUAAGGAGACGUUUCGGAAGCUUCAGAAUAUGGAGAGUACUUUUGUGGCUCCAACCACAGCCAGCGACAUACCAGAGUUUUUCCAUUGCCUCGACCCGCUCACUGACGAAGGAGUGAUCUUGAGAGAGAGGGGUGGAAAUGGAUCCGAAGAUCGAUGGCUCACGUACUGUAAUGGACCCAACAAUUAUGGGUCUGACUUGCUUGCGAGAGCGCAGAAAGUCACGACUGACAUUACUGGCCCAAAGGAUGCCGUUGAACCGGGUCCCAAAGGGACGGCGUUUGAGAGACAAGGCCGCGCCAUACGAUUGGCCACCGGUCCUCGUUGUUACUCUUUGGGCGUAACUGACCAGACCCAACGGUCUCUUGAAGGUCCGGCAGCCGGGGGGAAAGUAUUCAAUCAUUAUAUGGCAGAGCCUGCCCUGCAAACACAUACCGAUAUCUUAAGUCUGGGGGCGGAGUUGGCUGUGCAUGGUAUUAAACGAUUUGAACCUGAUAUCUAUGCAAAGCACGCAGUACAGUCUGAUCUUGUCAAUGCUCCUCACGUCGGUCAUGACUCCAACGUCAUGUUCGCUCGUGCGCAGCUCAACCUUGCCAGCCCCAACGACAAGGACUGCGAAGAUGUUGAUCACCCUUUUGAGGUAGGGGAAUCCAGCUCAGAUGAAUCGGACGGAUCCCCUUCUGAGGAUGACCAGUUGCCUGCUCCUUUACCGCAGCCACAAAUGUCAGACGAGGAUUCACUGUCAGACAGGGAUUCAAGUCGACAUGCGUCGUUCAAUACCCGACGUAGCAAACGUCUCCGGAAAGACUCGAAUCAGCCUUCCACAAGUACUAAGCGUCGACGGCUUCAGGAUUCCACCUCCAGAGGAGGAGGUGGAAAGGGAGGGGGGGUUAGAGAAACACCCGCCAAACCGGCCAAGAAGGGGUUGGCGAAAAGCUUAGGCCGCUUCGGCGCACCACAUAACGAUCCGAGGGACAGCCCCACCACCAAAUCUGCGUUGACUUCGCUUUCACCACCCUGCGCAGAUGUUGAACCAGACUACUUUCUCAUCGUCGAGAUUGGGAUUGCCUGGCGAAUACGUGGUUACACAACAACCUUCUUUUCUGGAUUGUAUCUACACACCGGGAUGUCUCCCGGAUACAUUGCCAGUGGAAAGGAAGAGGGGUCCGCCGAACAUGUUCGGAUCAACUUAGUGUUGUACCCUGUACGAGCCCAGUUGGAAGGCAGCUCGUCACAGGCUCUUUUUGCUCUACCAAAGCCUGUCAUCAAUAACAUUGCCGUCGUUACGCAAGAGAUGAGAAAGCCGUGGGCAACAACCACUGCAAAUGUCUUUUGCAAUUCGACGACACUUUCGACUGACGGGAUAGCAUACAUGGAUCCAGAAUCAUUGUUGCGUCAAGUCAGUCGAUCGAUAUACCACUAUUCCCUUGCGAUUCUGCAACAAGUGCCAGUACAAUUGCUUCCUCGCAUUGACCCAGAGAUGUUCCUACAGUCUAUCAGCUUCCGUAUUGGCAACGAACGUGUGGCAGCAGAUGCGAACUGGACCUAUGGGCCAUGCUGGUCGGGGGAAGAUGUUACUCCAGGCAUCAAACCCGCUUACAGCGAUGGCCACUUGCCGACAACGCCUGAGGCCUGGGCGGCUCUCUUCAACUCGGACACGCCAACCCACAUUCCUUUCGGCAACCAGAAUAUACCUCGUGCGGUGGAUGAGUGGGAGGCUUUAAGGCGUGAGGUUGGUUCCACAAUUCCUUACUGGGCUCUGAAGGAACAGAAAGCAUCAGCAGAUCAAGAAAAGGCUGCUGCCAAUGGUCAAAGGAAGGGCAAGAAGAAGGUUGUUGAACCAAUAGACAUCAAUAUGGCGUUUGCCAGAGGACGUCCAACCUCAAAAAUAUCUACAUCUCGUCGCAAGCCUUGUGUCAGAAAAUCCACCCAUGAUCGAAGAGAACUGGAAGAGGACUUAAAUGGAGGGAAUGAAGGCGGACGCAGACGUGGCCAGGACCAUGCCAGAAGAAACGAGAACAAUGCUGGUGAUGGGGUCAAUGCAAACAUAGCAAACAUACCAGGUCAAGUCGGUGAAGGUGGUGGGGACGAGGGUGGGAUCAACGGUGAGGAUGAGCAGGGCACUGAUGGGUUGGGUAAUGGUGACUUUAUUGGGGGUUCCGCUCUUGUUCCAGGACGUGGACAAAGUGCCAUGAUGGAAACUGAUCCUGAAAAUCCCGAGCCAAAUACCGUUGCAACAUCUGUCUACACCCAGAAUAUGUGGAUGAGACGCAGUGAACCUGAGCAGUUGUCUGCCCUUGCACCAACCGCCUCCUACCCACUUCCAUUGGAGACCGUUUCAUGCAGCGAAUUCAUAGAGUGCUUGUCCCCUCAGCAACUGCAGUACGAUCUUGAUAGCAAACUACGACUUACAUCACAAUUAUCGCCAGACCAUCCUUCUAAUCUCGAUGACUGCCUACCCAGGCCCGAUGCGUCUAUCAAGGCGUUGACUGCUUCAUAUCACUCGCUCCUCACUCUUGAUGUACAUGUUCAGCUCAUGCGGAAUGUUAUCCAUUUCAAUGUGAUGCUCAUAAAUGUGAUGGUCUGUGAGUGGAUUUCUGAUACAAUCAGAGGUCUCUUGGAGCCCGAUUCACCUUUUGACCGUCUGUAUCAGCAUGUUCAGCUCUGGGUGGAGACUCAGACAGCACAGGGUGCAGUCUUGCACCCUAGUGAUUACUUUCCAGAUAUGGGCUUUGAUGCAGAAAGUGCAGAGGAAGUGGAUCUGCGUCAGUUCUAUCCUCGGACUAAACGUUACGCACUUGCUGCUCACCACUUGGCCAUCAGAGUCGUUCUCCGUUGGAUUCAUUGGCCCAUCAGUUCAUACCGUGUUUCCAUGCAUCGCGCUCAUUUCACUCGCCUGCUUUUGGACCAUGUUGACGCCUCUGUUCUUUGGCUGGAAGGGACCUACCAUGCAUGGACGAACCUUGACAAAGUUGUGGAUGCCCCUGUUACUGUGGAGUCAUUGUCCAGAUGGGCAGUCUCGGUUCUUGCUCCACAUAACAUCUGCCUGGGAUGUUCAGAGGAGAAGGUUCUUCUUCAACGAAUAAACUUGCUAAUGACUUCACGUGCACUCCGUUCCACCAUUUAUAAUUCCUCGGUACAAGCGUCACUUGUCAGUGUGGAAGAGUCAGUGGGACGUGUCCACACAUUGUGCAGUGACGAUCUGUUUAGUGCCACCGAUGCCAUCAUUGACAAGUUGCGAUUGGAUCGUUACUACUGCAAGUUAUAUGCACUACUUCCUUUAACGUCCCCGCCUUAUCUGGGGAUUGCCCAUAUUGUCAAAGUGGUAGAGGACCAACCCUUUUCGGAGUGGAUAAAGUUUGUGCAGUAUGUUGCAGAAGAUGCAGACAAACGCCUACCUUUCCGUGACCUUGCGCCUUCACGACAGCGUAUCCUUUCCUCCUCCUCUAUAUUUUCCAGCCCAUAUCAGGAGCCACAUCUCAGGACUAAGGAAGGCUUCUUCAGUGCCUUGAUCUAUCGUGGUGUCACCCACAAUACUCGCUUCCUCUUGUCUGAGGAGUACCCGGGAGUUUUCUAUGAUCUGGAUCACUGGCUUUCUGUGUACACUCCUUUGCAGCCACUGCAUCCACAGCAAUACUUUUGCAACAUGCAAGCAUAUUUCACAGCUUGCUCUUCUCGCUCAGUGGAGAAUAUCUCAAAGUAUUGGAGAGCUGUUCAGCGUUCUGAACUUACAGAUUGGCUCACUGGACACAAUGUCCAGUUUGGCACAGUGUAUCGCUUACUGCUCAAGGCUACCAUUCCCUCUGGAAUAAAGAGUAAGAGUAGGCAUCGCAUCAAAGCAUUCCCUGGGAUGGGUUACCUUUCCAUCUAUCUUCUUUGUGCUGAUUAUGCAGCAGCGGGGGUUAUUGCCAUGCCCACCUUUGAUGAAUUGGCCACAGUCUUGCUUGAUGUGAGUGGUGGUGCUUUGAAGGGUCUUCGAAACUUGGGAUUCCAUUGUGAGAGUGUGGAGAAGACAUCUGCAGCACUGUCUGCUGUGGAUCGAGUGCUACGGGACUUGUUUAGGGACACUGAGUUGGCACAGAUGAACUACAAUCUGUUAACCUUGGAGCACUCUCUGUGUAAGGAUGGUGUUCUUGAAGGCUCUGUUUUUAAUGCACUUUAUGGCCGUUUUGUAAAGUUGCAUGGUUCAGCAGAACAUCGUUGGUAUUAA
This is a messenger RNA of Marasmius oreades (fairy-ring Marasmius), 4458 nucleotides long. RefSeq lists its product as uncharacterized. The transcript has 10 exons. The coding region runs from base 1 to 4458 and encodes 1485 amino acids. The record is from RefSeq and is a predicted model, not a curated record. NCBI's taxonomy places the organism in Eukaryota, Fungi, Basidiomycota, Agaricomycetes, Agaricales, Marasmiaceae.